This is a messenger RNA of Betta splendens (Siamese fighting fish), 1020 nucleotides long. RefSeq names its product trace amine-associated receptor 7f-like. Lineage: Eukaryota; Metazoa; Chordata; Actinopteri; Anabantiformes; Osphronemidae. The coding region runs from base 12 to 992 and encodes 326 amino acids. The record is from RefSeq and is a predicted model, not a curated record. Gene Ontology annotation, biological process: G protein-coupled receptor signaling pathway. The transcript is spliced from 2 exons. Gene Ontology annotation, cellular component: membrane. Gene Ontology annotation, molecular function: trace-amine receptor activity.
CCUCUCUGGUGAUGGAGACACUGGAGGAAGCUGAACUGUGCUUUCCACAGCUCAACACCUCAUGCAGGAAGCGCCCACGCAGUCAGACUGAAGCCAUUGUCAUCUACACCCUGAUGCCUUGCUUUUCUCUGAUCACUGUGGUUCUCAACCUGUUGGUCAUUGUCUCCAUCUCCCACUUCAGGCAGCUCCACACUCCCACCAACCUCCUCCUCCUCUCUCUGGCUGUCUCUGAUUUUCUUGUUGGUCUAUUUGUGGUGCCGUUUGAGAUGAUUUUAGCUGAACCCUGUUGGCUCCUGGGUGACCUGGCAUGUGUGCUGUGUUCUUUCUUACCUUUUAUUAGUGUUCCUGCCACCGCAGGUAACAUGGUUCUUAUAUCAAUCGACCGUUACGUGGCCGUCUGUGACCCUUUACGUUACCCCACCAAACUGACUCAAAAGACAGUUAAAGGUCUAAUUCUUCUGUGUUGGGUUUACUCUGUUCUCUAUAACUUUCUGUUUUUAUUUGAUAACCUGAGGCAACCAGGUGGGUUUAACUCCUGCUAUGGACAAUGUGUGAUUACUGUUAAUGGAACUGUUGAUCUAGUCAUAAGGUUCAUCAUCCCCAUCUCAGCCAUCAUCAUCCUGUAUGUGAGGGUGUUUGUGGUGGCUGUGUCUCAGGCUCGUUCCAUGCGUUCCCACGUUACAGCUGUUAAACUGCAGCGUUCACUGACUGUGACUGUUCAGAGGUCAGAGCUAAAAGCAGCCAGGACUCUGGGUGUGGUUGUUGCUGUGUUUCUCAUGUGUUACUGUCCAUAUUAUGGCAUCUCGCUGUCUGGCUACAGCCUGAAGAUGGGUUCUUCAGUUAACAUUGUUAUGUUUAUUCUUGUGAUACUUAACUCCAGUUUGAAUCCUGUGAUUUACGCCUUUUUUUAUCCAUGGUUUAGAAAAUCUGUCAAACUAAUUGUCACCCUUCAGAUCCUAAAGCCUCUUUCCUUUCAGGCCAAAGUACUGUAAUAAACUAUUUGUAACAAUAAAGACAUGA